This is a messenger RNA of Marmota flaviventris (yellow-bellied marmot), 1503 nucleotides long. RefSeq names its product germ cell-less protein-like 2. Gene Ontology annotation, biological process: germ cell development. Gene Ontology annotation, cellular component: nucleus. The record is from RefSeq and is a predicted model, not a curated record. Lineage: Eukaryota; Metazoa; Chordata; Mammalia; Rodentia; Sciuridae. Gene Ontology annotation, molecular function: protein binding.
AUGGGGAUCCUAAGUAGCAGGAUCUUGCGAUGCAGAGAACCAGGUACCAUAGAUCCGCAGCAGUCUGAACCCACAGCGGGUCCCAGUUACAUAUCUAGCAGUCGGAAGCGUAAGCAGAGUGGUGGGUAUUGUUCGGGCUUAAAAUCUGACACCGAGAAGUUUCAGGACCAGGGAGAAAAUCUACAGCAAGUCUUCAGCACCAGCCACAGAAAAAAAGUUAAGAUUACAUCCAAGUAUGCUUACCAAAAUUUAUUUUUGAAUGGGGAAAACAGUGACAUCAAAAUCCGUGCUCUGGGAAAAAUAUGGUAUUUACACAAAAUAUUUUUAUAUCAAUCAGAUUACUUUGCUGAUAUGUUUAGAAGUUCUUGGGAAGAAUUGCACAAAGAUAUUAUUGAACUGGAUAUUCGUGACCAGAAUAUAGAUAUCCAAUCUUUGCACUUUGUACUAGGUUCAUUGUAUAGGGAUGAGUAUUUCUUAAUAGAGCCCCUUCAAGUUCCAAGUGUUUUGGCAACAUCAUGUCUGCUUCAGAUAGAGGACUUAAUUCAGCAAUGUAAUGAAACCAUGAAAGAUACAAUUAAUGUGAAAACUGUAUGUAGUUAUUAUGCAGCAGCAGAAACCUAUGGGUUAGAUUCUGUAAAGACAGGGUGCUUUGAAUGGCUUCUUCACAAUUUGAUGACACACCCAAGUGCUGAGCUCUACAAAGAAAUAGGCAUAGAGCUUAUGGAUUUGCUCAUCUCUUCCUCUAAUUUACUAGUAAUACAAAAGGAAAUGGAUAUAUACACAACACUUAAAGAGUGGAUGUUUCUUCGUCUUAACCCAUCUUGGAAAGGCUCAAUGAAACAGCUUCUAGUUAAUACUAAUAAUUGGCUUUCCAGACACAGGGAAUGUGGUGGUUAUAACACUUUUCUUGACACAGAAGAAGGAAUAUCAUUUAAACCAGUGUUUAAAAAAUUGAGGUUUCAGCAUAUCAUCUGUGACCUGGCCUCAACAAAAGUCAUUGAACAAGAUGGUCUAAUACCUUCAGAGUGGUUGUCAUCUGUUUACAAACAACAAUGGCUUACCUUGCUUAAGGCACAACAAUACAGGGAGAUCGGGCCUCGAGACAUCAAUGAAACAGAACUUGAAGGAUACAGCAUGAGGUGUGGUAAAAGGAUUAUCAAAGAUGGUAAAUAUUCCUGGAAGUGGUCAGGUUACAAUUUUGGCUUUCACUUACAAGUUAUUUUUAACAGCCAUUAUAUAAUUUUCAAGCAAAAUACUUUCAGUCAGCUAUGUGAAGAUUCUGCCUGCUUACAACCUCUACGAAAUAUUGCGUUCAGAUUAACUUUGGUAUAUUUUGAUGCUAAUGGAAAACUAAAUUUCAGCAAAACAACAGGCUAUAAAAUACUUACUUUUUCAAAAGAUGAGGAACAAGUGGUGAUGAAGUUGGAUAGCAUAAUUCUGAACUUCCCUUUAUAUAUAUUCUGCAACUUCCUAUUUAUAUCAUUAGAAAAUACAGAAAACUGA